AUGGUUUCAACACACGAUGGACUUGAGGCAGGCAAUGCUGCGGGAUAUAGGGAUAUGUCGCAGGAAUCUAACACACAGUCCUCACCUAGUGUGAGGGAAUCGCAUAACGAUGUACAUGCGAACGCGGAGUUAUCGCAAACCCCACCGUCACAGACAGUUGAUCACGCCCAAAACAAAACUGUAGAGGGAACGUCGAGCCCCUCUGCGUCUGAACUGGGGCAUGUCGCCUUGCCUCAGAUCCCUCCUGCCAAUGGCCUCGAAAAUUCCGCAGACAUCUGGGCUGACAGCGUAAAUAGCGAUUUGCGAAGAUACAAUCCGCCUACGCAGCCAUUUUCUGCCCAGGUAAAAGGGCAGACAGAUCCUAGCUCUCUAAACGACCACACACUGGGUGACUUACCGACAUCUGAAAUACAGCUACAGUCAAAUAACCCAUUCCUCAAAGCCAAACUGAGUCGUGAUCAAAACUUGAACACAGCUUCAAAUGCUGCAAAAGACCCUUACGAUAACCAGAAUGCUUCUAUCCACCCCCAACGUUCCUAUAAUGCCAACCAGAUCUGCGACGAAAUAGGCAACUUGACCCUGACUUCCCCCACCCAUAAUACUACUGCCGACGCACAUGAUGGUCAAGCUGUCCCUGCGGAAGGUAGGGUGCGCGCGACCCAUGAAGUUACAUCGCCAACGGAAUCAGGGAACUUGAUUGAAUUAGACUCCCAUGACCACUCAGAAUCAGAAACACACUCUGCGAUGAAUAUUCCUGGUGAAUCUAGCGACGAGAAAAUAGACAGAGGUAAAGGAGUGGCCACUCAAAAUAGUGAACAUCCGGAGCCUUUUGUGACAAACCCAACAAGCCCAUCUCUAGUUCCGGACAUAGUUGAACCAGCUCCGAGUCCUAAACCCACAUCCCCUGCGCCGUCAUCUCAACACUCAAGUCAUAAGUCUGAAAUAUAUGAUAUUCGCAUUAUUAAUUGGACAGAUGGAACCACCGAGUUACGUCAGUCGCCAAUUUUGGUGCAAAAUGAAAACGGGCCAUGUCCACUCCUUGCGUUAGUCAACGGCCUUGUGUUAAGGUCUCCGAUUAAUGCACAAACGCCGCUUAUCCGGGCACUGCAUUCUAGAGAAAGGAUAUCUCUAGGAUUGCUCAUACAGGCCCUGUUUGAUGAACUCGUUAGUUCACCAGACGUAAACAGUGAAUUGCCCGAUAUUGAAGCCUUGAGCGUGUUUCUCACAAUGUUGCACACUGGAAUGAACGUAAACCCACGAUUAACUCCGAUACUACAUCCUCCUACACCUGGAACUUUUCUCAAGACACGAGAUAUUGAGCUAUAUAGUACAUUUGAUCUCCCGCUAGUCCACGGCUGGACUGCGGCGCCAUCUUCGCCAACUCACGAAGCAAUGCUUCGUGUUGCUGAAUAUCACGACGAUAUUCAGUUACUUCAUUUCAAAAGAGAAGAUCUAGAAUCUAGAGCUAUAAAUACCGGGUCGCUAGCUCCAGACGAACAACGACUGUUUGAGGAUAUAGAUACCAUUCAACGAUUUGUGACAGUAGAUCACCCUACCCAAUUGAGCCCCUUUGGCCUCCAGCACCUGGAGAGAUCCAUACCGGCGGGUAGCAUUUGUGUGUUAUUCAGGAACGACCACUUUGCAACACUCUUUAAACACCCACUAUCUAACCAGCUAUUCACACUGGUUACCGAUGCCGGGUAUGCUGGCCAUGCAGAAAUUGUCUGGGAGAGUCUGGUGGAUGUGAAUGGCACCAGCUCGGAGCUAUACUCCGGUGACUUUCGCCCCGUAGGUCAUAGCAGCUCUGCACCUAGCCAGCAUCCGCCAUGCACAGAGGGGCCAUCUUCGAGGGAGAAUGCGAGUGCUACCGAACAAACAGAUGCAGACUAUGCCUUUGCACUCUCGUUACAGUAUGAAGAUGAGCAAAACCGGCGAAACGAGCAAGGUCCUCCACAACCCCCACGCAGGUCACAGAACAACCUCAGAAUAAACUCUGAAAAUACCUCUCCCCGGGGCCGAUCCCAGCAUCAAGUCCGGAACACCCGGUCCGCUAGCUUUUCACGACCUAAUUCUGCUCUCCCGUCAACUUUGACCCCCCUCCCCCGUACACCUACUACUCACCGCCCACCCCCAUCAAGAGCUCAAGGCUUCCCUCCAAUGGUUCCACCUGCCCCUAACCAAAAUAAUCCUGUCAAUGACCCUAGUGCCCCUCCCCCGACCUAUGAGCAAGCUGCUCAAGAACCAGCAUAUAUACCACCACCUAACGGGCCUUUACACCCUCAGCAGCAACAGCAUCAGCCCUAUCACGGUCCUUUGGGCCCAAAUCCUCAAUAUAAUCGAAUGUCGGGGUAUGGUCCAGGUCCACACAUGUCUGGCAGGAGACGACAAUACCCUGGCUCGCUGUCAACCUCUUCAUUACCCCAUCGUGACGAUUACUAUAGAGAGAGAGAGAGGAAUAAAGAUUGCAUUGUGAUGUGAUUCGCCGCAUUGUUGGUCAAGUAUUUUAUUCCUAGGCAUUUACUUAUUGCGUAUGUUCGGAUUCCUCGGUUUUAGUUAACGAUUAUCUGUUGUAUGUAUGUGCACGUUAUUCCCCAUCUGUCUCAGACGAAUAUGUGGUGGGGUUCUGAAUUUAUGAGAAUAUUAUGGUGAUUCUGGAGUUCGGACGAUGUUUGGAGUAGCUCUUAGCAUACCUAUAUCAAUCCUCUCGUCUAUGUGUCGAGUACAUACGACCAUAGGAAGUGGAAAACAGAGCUUCCCGUCCGCUCAGCUGUACUUAAGCCACUUGCCGGUCGGUUAGUAGUUGGGUGGGUGACCACCAGCGAAUCCCGACUGUCGUAUGUUUUAACUUUUUUUACUAUCUUUUUUUGAUACUUG
Molecule: messenger RNA, 2874 nt
Organism: Trichophyton rubrum CBS 118892
Lineage: Eukaryota; Fungi; Ascomycota; Eurotiomycetes; Onygenales; Arthrodermataceae
Exons: 3
Coding region: 1-2478 (825 amino acids)
Biological process (GO): protein K48-linked deubiquitination
Cellular component (GO): cell periphery; cytosol
Molecular function (GO): K48-linked deubiquitinase activity; cysteine-type deubiquitinase activity; cysteine-type carboxypeptidase activity
Source: RefSeq, a predicted model, not a curated record